CAGUGACUCUCCGUGCGGCCUACACCACCAGCCAUGACAGUUCCAGAGUUCAGCCUGGUCACAGCUUUACUCUAGUUAACAGGAGGCUGUGCACACACGAAGCUCCAGCCAUACUGACUGAGGAGAAGCAGCAUGUCCAUACCAGAAUCCCCCAGCUCCUGUGACUGCUUUGUGUCGCUCCCUCCAGCUUCCCGCUCGCCAGUUGUUGUUUUUGCAAAGAACUCGGACCGACCUCGCACGGAGGUUCAGGAGGUUGUGUAUUAUGGGGCUGCCACACACUCACCAGGGUCAAAGGUUAUGUGUACCUACGUGGAAGUGGAGCAAGCGCCAAAGACACUAGCUAUAGUGUUAAGUCGACCGGCUUGGUUAUGGGGUGCAGAAAUGGGUGCUAAUGAAAUGGGGGUCUGCAUCGGUAAUGAAGCUGUGUGGACCAAGGAACCAGUAGAAGAGCGUGAUGCACUCCUUGGCAUGGACUUGGUCAGACUGGCUCUGGAGCGUGCCCAUUCUGCUAAAGCUGCUGUCCAGGUAAUCGCCGAUCUGCUCGCCCAGUAUGGACAGGGAGGCAGCUGCAAGGAGGAGCCCCAGACGUUCAUGUACCACAAUACAUACUUACUUUGUGACCGCUUAGAGGCAUAUGUGCUGGAGACUGCUGGUCCUUUCUGGGCGGCCGAAAGAAUUACAGAGGGUUCUCGGAACAUUUCUAACCAGCUGAGCAUAGGCACGAGGAUAUGGCAGGAACACCCUCAGCUCCGUUCACAUGCCCUGGCACAGGGUUGGUGGAAUGGCACUGAAGAGUUUAACUUCAAAAUUGUCUACUCUUUAAAGACACAACCAGUCCGUAUGGAGGCAGCAAAAGCAAGAUACAGAGCCGGGCAAGAACUACUGCACAAACAAGAAGGGCACGUCACAGCCGAGUCAAUGAUGCAGCUUUUGAGGAAUAAGGAGAGUGGGAUCUGUAUGGACUCGGGGGGCUUCCGUACCACAUCCAGCAUGGUGUCUGUGCUUCCUCGCUGUCCUCAUUUACCGUGCAUCCAUCUACUGACUGCUACACCUGAUCCGUCCAGGUCUGUAUUUAAGCCUUUUGUGUUUGGUUCACGUUUGACACAAGUGCCCUGGGUGAUGUCACCCACUUUUGGAGAAAACGACCCUCUCAGGCAAAUUCCUCGCUUUCAGACACAGGUGGACAGAAGACAUGAGCUCUACAAGCAUCACCAGAGGGCACUUGAGGCAUCUGAAGGAAGUAAGGAUACUGAACAGAACCUAAAGGACAAGCAAAAUAAGAUGGAAGCUGAACAUCUUUCACUGAUCAACAACCUUCUCAGUGGAACACUGACUCCGGACCCUUCAGACCUGUCUGACCUAUUUCUAGUCUGCGUGGAGAAGGAACUUGCAUUAUACAAAGAGGAAAUCAAUUAAGAAGCUCCCUCUGCUGCCCCCUGUGGUGACAUAGCACCGUGUGGUGACAUCACUGUUCCAGGCAGUAAUAACAAUGAUAGUGAUCUGUUUAAUACUCAUGUUGCUACAACAAUCACCAAUUAUAAAACCGUCUGAA
Hyla sarda is the source of this 1552-nucleotide messenger RNA. RefSeq names its product secernin 2 (gene SCRN2). Lineage: Eukaryota; Metazoa; Chordata; Amphibia; Anura; Hylidae. Gene Ontology annotation, biological process: proteolysis. The record is from RefSeq and is a predicted model, not a curated record. Gene Ontology annotation, molecular function: dipeptidase activity; cysteine-type exopeptidase activity. Bases 133 to 1416 code for a protein of 427 amino acids. The transcript is spliced from 8 exons.